AUGUCCGUACGAGACCCAAACUAUGUUCGAUGGUGGAUUGACCAGGCGGCAAUAUCGCCUGGGGAGGGUCUGGCGGAGUAUGCGCAGUUCCUGUCCACUCUAGACUCGCGGCCGUUUCUGAAGCGUAUCACCGUGCCCAUGCUUAUUCUCGCUCCAGCAAACAGUGUUGCAACAAAAUUGGAAGAGCAAAGAUGGAUACAGUCACAGGUAAAGGGUGCCCAAAUGGAGAUUAUUAAGAAUGGCGGACAUGAAAUCUACGUUGGGGCUUCGCAACACUGUCAAAAUGCACUGAUCAAAUUCCUCGACAGCUUGCACAACACUUGCGCAAUUUGA
Molecule: messenger RNA, 333 nt
Organism: Exophiala oligosperma
Lineage: Eukaryota; Fungi; Ascomycota; Eurotiomycetes; Chaetothyriales; Herpotrichiellaceae
Exons: 1
Coding region: 1-333 (110 amino acids)
Source: RefSeq, a predicted model, not a curated record